UAUGUAUAAUUUUUAUCCUUACAAGUCACAAAAAGUGAGUCAUUUUCUUCUUUUACCAUUAAUAACAACACAAACAGCAGCAUGUAUAUGAGGCUGCUGCAAUUUAUUUGCCCAAUAUAAUACAAUUGUCAUAUUAUUGACAUCUGAUGUACUCCUCCAUGCAGAUUUCUUAACAAUUUUAGCCUGUAAGCAACCCUUUGCUGCAUUUACAAACCACUAUAAACACAAAACGGGAUCCCAUUCAUUUCAAACUUGGAAAGAUUAAAACAUUUGAAAAAUAACAACAGCCCAAAGCAUUCCAUAUUAGAAUUCUUAGAAUGCGCCUGGAUGACAUCAUCGCCUGACAUUCUACUACUUGCUUUUGUGGGUUGUAGUUUUGGCAUUUUGAGUUGCAGAUUGAUCGGUUUACUAUUAACAGUUUGUUAUUAGAAAACAUUUGUCAUCAUGAAGUCUGAUCACAGUCCCUGUGUACUACUCAAGUACACCCCCAACAUGCCAGAGAACCAUCUUCAUGUUUCUAAUGAGCCGCAUGUUGAGGUUGGAAAGAUAGGGAGAAAGAAGAAAAAGAGAAUCUCCUGGAAGCUCCUCCAUCGCAAAACUGGAAAAUACGACCUUGUCCAGGCUGCGAAGGACUACCAGUAUGAAGCUGAGGUAAAUCAGAAAGUUUCUUGUCAGCCCACUGAAACACCCGUUGGGCCUGAUGAGGUUACUGAAGGGAGAAAGGUAAAAAAGGGCUUCUGGAAGUGGCCAGUCUUCCAUCGCAAAACUAGAACAUACGACCUCGUCCAGGCCACGAAGGACCACCAUGAAGCCAUGUUAAAUCAAAAAGUUUCUAGUCAGCCCAUUGAAACACCCGUUGGGCUUGAUGAGGUUGCUGAAGAGAGAAAGGAAAAAAGGGGCUUCUGGAAGUGGCCUGACUUCCUUUGCAAAUCUAGAACAUACGACCUCGUCCAGGCCACGAAGGACUACCAUGAAGCCAUGUUGAAGCAGAAAGUUUCUUGUCAGCCCAUUGAAACAACCAUUGGGCCUGAUGAGGUUCCUGAAGCAAGAAAGGAAAAAAAGGGCUUCUGGAAGAGACUCACUCAUCUCUUCACUUCGAAGUCUAGUAGAGCUUCUGCUUUAGAGGACCAUGUCCCUGCUGCUGAGCAGCUAGAGGAGGACGUCACAGAAAAUGACAUCAUUUUAAGGCAAUACAAAAUUGGUGACAAGCUGGGCAAAGGUGGAUUCGGCUCAGUCUACAAAGCCACACGCCGCAGGGAUGGACUUGAGGUUGCUGUGAAAUAUACUGUAAAGUCACCGAUGAUGAAGGAAAUGAAGGUGCCUGGUUAUGUAAAACCCCUCCCUACAGAAAUUGCCCUGGCAAUCAUGGCCAACAAUGGUCCCUACGUCCCCGAGAUAAUCAAACUCAUAGACUGGGAGGACAACGAUGACCACUACAUUAUAAUCAUGGAGCGACCCACACCUUGUAUGGACUUGCUUCGCUUCUUAAACCACAAGAACAAACCUCUUGAUGAGAAGAUGGGACGCCAUAUAAUGUGGCAGGCCAUUCAUGCUGCGAGCGUUUGCUUUGAUCGCGGUGUCUUCCAUCGGGACAUAAAACUUGAAAACCUCCUGGUGAAUCCAGACACUUUGGAGGUAAAGCUAAUAGACUUCGGCUGUGGUUCGACCGUAAAGAGAUCCGGCUACAAAGUCUUCUGUGGCACAAGAGAAUAUUUCCCUCCGGAGUAUGAAAUGUAUGGCAGGUACCAUGCACAGCCGGCGACUGUUUGGUCUCUAGGGAUCGUCCUGUUUGCAAUGAUGUGUGGGGCUUUACCUAGUAUCUCCGACCACUCCUUGAUCAGGAACUAUCGUUGGACUAGCCCUGAUCUGUCAAAAGAAUGCUGCCGGAUGAUCUGCGGUUGUCUGCAGCCAGACCCAGAUGAGAGACUCGCUCUGCAGCAGAUGCAUCUCCAUAACUGGUUUAAGGUCAUGGAGUAAGAGAGGAGAAACAACUCGGCGACCCCAGCACACCUGAGGACUGCUGAAUUGAAUUGCUCUUUGUAUUGUAUUGUUGCCUUGUCAACUUCUUUAAUAAUGCAGGGCAAAUGAAUGUAUUGUUAUUAUUAUAUUAUUAUUAUACACAUAUGCAAAUGCACUAUAUAUGUCAUGUGUGUGUCUUUUAUA
Molecule: messenger RNA, 2163 nt
Organism: Danio rerio (zebrafish)
Lineage: Eukaryota; Metazoa; Chordata; Actinopteri; Cypriniformes; Danionidae
Source: RefSeq, a predicted model, not a curated record